Molecule: messenger RNA, 6032 nt
Organism: Rhea pennata
Lineage: Eukaryota; Metazoa; Chordata; Aves; Rheiformes; Rheidae
Gene: HMGCLL1
Product: 3-hydroxy-3-methylglutaryl-CoA lyase like 1
Exons: 9
Coding region: 48-1112 (354 amino acids)
Biological process (GO): L-leucine catabolic process; ketone body biosynthetic process
Cellular component (GO): cytosol; endoplasmic reticulum
Molecular function (GO): hydroxymethylglutaryl-CoA lyase activity
Source: RefSeq, a predicted model, not a curated record
GAUGCGCUGACCUUGCGGCUGGCUGCCGGGCGCCCCGCCGCCGCGCCAUGGGCACGGUUCCGUCGGCGCUGAAGCACUGCCUCAGCUACCAGCACCUCCUCAAGGAGCAGCUGUGGAUCGGCGAGCCGGCGGCGGCGGCUCUGCACCCCGGGCAGGAAUCUAAAACAUCUGGACUGCCUGAGUAUGUAAAGAUAGUAGAAGUUGGGCCAAGGGAUGGCUUACAAAAUGAAAAGGUCAUAGUCCCAACUGAUAUCAAAAUUGAGUUAAUCAACCGGCUUUCCAAAACAGGCCUGCCUGCAAUAGAAGUGACCAGUUUUGUUUCAUCCAAAUGGGUGCCUCAGAUGGCAGAUCACAAAGAAGUAAUGAGAGGCAUUGAGCGGCAUCCUGGAGUCCAGUAUCCUGUUCUCACGCCUAAUCUUCAAGGUUUUCAUUCUGCUAUUGCAGCAGGAGCUACAGAAGUCUCAGUAUUUGGUGCAGCAUCUGAAUCUUUUAGCAAAAUGAAUAUUAAUUGUUCAAUUGAAGAAAGCAUAGACAAAUUUGAAGAAGUUGCUAAAGCAGCAAGAAAUAUGAAUAUUCCAGUGCGUGGGUAUGUGUCAUGUGCACUGGGAUGCCCAUAUGAAGGAAACAUCACACCAGCUAAAGUGGCAGAAGUGUCCAAACGGCUGUACAGUAUGGGCUGUUACGAAAUAUCUCUGGGAGACACAAUUGGUGUGGGGACUCCUGGAAGUGUGAAAAGAAUGUUGGAAGCUGUUAUGAAAGAAAUUCCUCUGAAUGCUCUUGCUGUUCACUGUCAUGACACGUAUGGCCAGGCGUUAGCCAAUAUCCUCACAGCCAUACAGAUGGGGGUUGCUGUUGUGGAUUCAUCUGUUGCAGGAUUGGGUGGUUGUCCCUAUGCAAAAGGUGCUACUGGAAAUGUGGCCACAGAGGAUGUGAUAUACAUGCUUAAUGGUUUGGGGAUCAAUACAGUAAGAUAUCUUCACUUUCUACCUUUUGAAACUGGAGUAAAUCUUUACACAGUGAUGGAAGCCGGGAAUUUCAUCUGUAUGGCUUUGAACAAGAAAACAAACUCAAAGGUUGCACAAGCUUCCUUCAGUACUGGAACCAUCAAUUAAAUGAAAUAUUUUUUACAAAUUUAUUUCAUUUGUCAUAGACCUUGACCAAGGCCAUUUAUAUUAAGAAAACAAAUUCAAGAAAACCAUUUCAGUAGAAAACCAAAAUAGAAGCCAGAUAUAACUUCUUAUUAUGGGAAGGGUUGCUGUAAUCUAGUGUCUUGUCAAGCACUGUCUGAUUUGCAAGUAAGAAAUAAAUGACUGUAUUGCAGAACCAUAUGCUUUGUACUUCUACAGAUGAGAAAAUGUAUACACACCAGGACAUUUUACUGUGUAUUUAAGUUAAAAGUAAGUUCUUUUUAGAAAAAUUGGUUAGAAGCCGAGAAUACAUAGUUAAUUUUUAUCAAGAUGACUUUAGAACAGUACAAAUAUUUGCAGUAGUUUAUGAGAUCCCACAUUGUGUGUGGCCUUUCUAUUGUGUAUUUUAUUUAUCUGGACCUAUAUUUUUCAUUUGUCAAGUCAGUUGUGUUAUGAACAUGAAGCCAAAUUCACCAUAAGAAAUUUUUAGCAAUAGCACUUUUAUAUUUUUAUUUUGUUUAACAUCUGUUAAAUAUAUAGAUGACUUUCUCUUGGUUCCAGGACUUUGUGGUGAAUGGCAGCCUGCCAGAUCCUCCAAAUCUAAUGCAAAUUUCCUUAUUUGUUACAUAUGUUAAAUUUGUUGUAGUUGCCUUUUUCGUCAACUGUGUUAAAACUUGAUUAUCUGAAGCAACUAAAAAAUAGCAAGGUUUUCAGCCAUUGUUCAGCACAGUAGUAAUAUAGAACAGACUAGAUUUUUGUCCAAAAUCUUAUCAAACAUUUUGACUUUUCAUUUUAUAAUCUAUGAAUUGAUAUUCUCACUUAUCAUAAAUUGCGAAUUUUUGAGCAUGAUAAUACUCUACUGGACUAGCUUACACAGAGAGAACCAUCUACAGGUUUUCUCUGUAGUCUUGUGGUAGAGGUGCUGUAACUUUUAAAUGUCCUGGUUCAGCUGGAUGGUAGUGAACUGUGUUGUCAUUUGUAGAUCAAUAAUGGACAAAUUCAAAGAAGAGUCUUACCAUCUCUAAAAACUUCAAAUAUUCCAUGAAAAUAUUUUCAUUUUUCAGCCUGAAACCUGAGUACUGUUAUUGAUUGUUUGUGCAGUAUUCUUCGGUAAUUCUCUGUGUGCUUAAUUUUAAUCUAUAGUUCUUCUGAAAAGUACCUGUUGACGUAGAAGUCCAAAACCCUGGACUAUGACCUUUUUCCAUAUACUCCAUUUUUCUCUGAAAUAUGAAAGCUUGGAAAAGAUAAGAUGAAAGAAAAUGAAAGAUAACAUGUAAAGAAGGAAAAGGCUGGAUCAUAGUUGUCUGGAACUCAGUCUGCCAAGUUACAACUGAGUCUUAGCUUGCCUUUGAAAUUCCCUAGUGAACCUUUCCUGAGGUUCCUUGGCAUAGCUUAAGAAAGUCAAACUUGGCGUGCCAUGUAGCUUAAAGAUAGAAAUUUAAUACAGUCCAUGUUUAUGCUGUGAUGAUAGUGAAAACCAAUAUAAACUACGUUGUUGUCACUGUGGCCUUUGUAUCAAAUGUGAACUUUAAUGUAACUGUGUCUUGAGCCAUCCAUAGGAUUGAAAAUUCUGUAAUGGAUUAAAUCCAGUAAAGUAAGGAACGUGCAGCGGUACUUAGGGUGUACUUAGUCCAGUAAUUAGUAGUUAAGCCUGAUUGAGAUGCCAGAAUUGACGUCUCAAGACACUCUAAUUCAGAUGCCAUUUUCCCCUGAAGGUGCCUAAUCACACUAUAACACUUCUGUUUAUAAUACAAUUUCCUCUUCAGUUUGCUUCUGUGCAUGCAAAAAUUAGGUCAGAUUGAGAUAAAGUAUCCAUUGCACAGGUAAGGUCUGAGGAGCAUUCUUCCAUCCAAGAUCCUAGGAGCAUGUUUAAUCCACAUGAGCAGGAAGACUGAGUUUCUCAAACAAAGUAAAUUUUUCUUAGAAGAAAGUAGUUGUGGUGCAUCCCACCUUGUAAAUAUUAGCCUGACUGUUGUAUUAAACAAUUGAAGAUCUGAGGUCAGCUUGCUACUCAACCUGCAGGUGUUUAAAUACACAUUUUUUUGGUAUCAUAAUUAAUGGAUCUAACCAUUAAGUUACAUUAGAACUGAAAAAAAAAUACACUUUCCAGUAAACCUAGUUAAAGUUGUGCCACUCUAUAGGACAGAAUUAAAAACUGCUGAGACCAGAAAGUCUACUGAGUUACAGUAAUCCAGGGUGGAGAUCACAGAUAGUUUGUCAAGAUCAUUAUAAAGGAGGAAGAAACAUGAGAAAAAGAAUCUCUGUAACAGAUAAGAGUUUUGUCCUGGAAGAUGUUGGUGAGCUGAAUAAAUAUUGUCUACUUUUUUUAGUAAGUAUUCUAACUGCAACAUUUUCAGUAAAAGUGAAUGUUACACUACCACCCAACUUUCACUUUGGAAUAAGAGAAUUAACUCUGCUCAGUUCUUUGAGAGAGGAGUUCAACGUGUCUGUAUCCUAAUCUACCAUGAAGGAUUCCUAACUUUGGCUCUAGGGGACCCUUAAACUCUGGAGAAGUUUUCAGAUGUAUCUCUGUGAAUGCCAUAUCAUAGGCUUCUUAGCGUCUGGGCUGUCCAUUUUACCGUUCUAAGGCUUCCUGAUUCUCCAUCCUUCUGAUUCUCUGAAACUGGAUGCCUACUUCAUCAUCGAGAUGAACAACUUAAAACGCCUCAGUUCUUUAUUGAGUCUAUUCUAGAAACUACUUGAGAGCUUGUGGAGAGACUUAGGUUCAAGUCCGUUGUUCUGUAAGGAUGUGAGCAGAAGAAAAGAUGAACAGUCACAUCUGGAUCCCGUACUUUACGCUCACAUUCAGCUUCAAUCACAUAGUGAGUUACAGUAAUCCAGGGUGGAGAUCACAGAUAGUUUGUCAAGAUCAUUGCAAAGGAGGAAGAAACAUAGAGUCAGCUUCAAAAAAACAUUUAUGUGCCAAAAGUGCCACCUGGGAUGAAUUUAGGUCUGCGGGUCCAGGUGAGUAAUCUCCACAAAAUCCUUCUUUACUUGUAACGUGGCUAGGAGUUGUUAGACGUCUCAUGUUCUCAUUACUAAAUUUUGUUAGGCAUGUAAAGUUCUAUGGCUCUGCCUUCCUGAACUGACGUUGUUUUGUCUAUACUAAGCAUUUUAACAACUAAUUUUUGGCUUCACAAAAUAGACGUAUACUGACCUUUAGCAUCAGAGCCUAAUCCAGUAGUUGUGGCAUGAGCACGCAUUGUACACAUUGGCAGCGGUGAGCUGAGCAUGCGGUAAAGCAGUUGAGACUAUAUCUGUUCCAAAGCAUGGCCAGAACUAUAUUGAUGGUGCCAUUGGUCUCCCAUGCUUCUGACCUUUUAAAACUUUUUGUUUAUCUUCAGAGUGACCCACAGUGAGUAGUUCCUGUUCUCUCAGACCCUCUCAGUGUCCCACAACGAGAAUAUUGUUUUUACUUCAUCCUGAAGGUGAGCUUUAGUUUUCUCUGGCUCACACUAUGGGAAUGUGGGCACAUGAUGCCUCCCUGCUUAUUUUGCUGUGGUCACAUAUAAAUGCUGGAAAGGGGGUAGCAUAGACCAGGAGAACCUGCAGAGGAGAGAAAGAGUAGUCACUGAUUGUUUUGUGUGAGUCUUAUUAGUGAGAAAUUAUUAGAUGCAAGAGGAUACUUCAGUGCUUUGAAGAUUGUUUUGUCUGCAGUUCACUGUAUCAAAGUCACUAUAGAGCUCUGACAGAACAGCAUGGAGAUUGUCUUACUUGUGCCAUGGCCGUGGAGAUAGUAAACUGGAGUUGCCAGAGCAGACUUUGGUCUGUGCCCUGGUCUGAACCUGUGCAGCAUCCACAAUAACUGACCAAUGUCACAUUUACUGGAACUUUCUCUAAUAAUUUCAUAAUAGUUUUUUCCCCAUGCUGCAGGCGAUACUUAGAAGGUCAAAUACUGGCUUCUUUAGCUGGGCAAGAUACUGUAGUUUUUCAAAGGCUUUUUUGGCAAAGAAGUUGAUUAGUUCCAUUAGCGAUGAGAAUAAUUGUUCUUCAGUGCCUUUCACAGGACAGCAGUGACAUGGAUCCUUUACAUGGAUAGCGCUAAUGUCUUCCAGUAGCCACUUGCUUUGUAGUUUAAACUUUUACAUUAUGGCAACUUGGCUCUGGACCAGCAAUUUAAUGUUUCAUUUUCAUGUAUAACCAGGGUUUAUGGGAAUAAGAAGUGAAUAUUCUGAUCUUGUGAAUAAGUCCAGAGAGGCUUCGGUUAAUUUUCCUUUCUUAAUAGCGUCAUUUGAGUGCAUAAAACUUUUAUUAUUGUAAUAAGGAGCCACUGAAUGAAGACUGCAAGACUGUGAGGUAAAUUCCUGUGUUUGGGAUCAAUGCUGUUGAAAGGAAGUAAUACUUGUCCAAAGAGUGAAUGUGUAUGUAUAAGAUCUACCUGUUAAUAGAGUUAUUUUCAAGGUCCAGAAAUACCGUUUAAUUACUAUGUUAAAUACCUGAAAAUGAGGAUUCUCUGACACUCAGUUUUUGUAUGAUUUCUCAGACUGCCUUAAGUUCUCUUUAAAAAAAGAGAGUAAUAUUUGUCUUGUUCACAUAACAUCGAUAAUUAGUGUUAGGGAAGAUACCUGAAGUGUCUGAAGAACUGAAUAAAUAGAAAAAUCAGUAUGGAAAACUGAAUGAAAGAUGACAUUUGUUUUCCAAUUCUUGACUUGCUGAUAAAUGCUUUUCUUUUGUCGUGUUUCAUUUUUGAAGAUCAUUUUUCUCUGCAGGCCUCCUCUAACACAGUGUUGGUCUUCAUUGCUACAGCAUGUAAAAGGACUAAAGACAAAGCCAACGUAGUGCUUCGAAUCAGAUGUCAAAGCAAGGAUUUUUUUUGUUAAGAAAUUGUCACCUACCCUUUUGGUUAAAUACAUUGGUGAUUUUGCAAUGUGUGAUGUUAAAGAUGAAAUAAAAUGUAUCUCAGUG